Molecule: messenger RNA, 2989 nt
Organism: Panicum virgatum (switchgrass)
Lineage: Eukaryota; Viridiplantae; Streptophyta; Magnoliopsida; Poales; Poaceae
Exons: 4
Coding region: 119-2800 (893 amino acids)
Source: RefSeq, a predicted model, not a curated record
GCAGCUAGCUAAACCUGCAGAGAAGAAGCAGCAGCAGCAUCCCACUCCCAUUCCAUUUACACGCCAUCGUCGUCGACCCCAGCCCAUCCUCGCCCUAGUUAAUUCAGGCUAAAAACACAUGGAUAUUUGGUGGAGGAUGGCCGACAACGACGGUAAUGGAGGAGCAGACGGCGGCGAGUCUGAUCACCGGCGGGAGAAACGCGCCGAGCUGGAAGUGGCUAUGAAGGGUAAUCUGGCCGUGCAGGCCUACAUCAAGAUGGGAUGCACGAUCAUGGUGUACCUGGCAUUUACUUGGUCGACGGUAGUCCUCCUGGGUGGCUACGUCGGCUCGCUGCAGAGAAAGGAUUUCUGGUGCUUAACAAUCAUUACUGUUAUAGAGGCAACCAGCAUCUUCAACGAGUUGGAGUCGCAGGACAAGGUGAAAGUCGGCAUUUCGAACAUAAGAGGUGGAAUACUCAUUGCUGCCGCCGAGUCGUUUGAUCGGUUGACAUGUCGGGCCUCUUACUUAAGUUCGUUAGAGGGGGGCGUUAGUCUUGCAUUCGCUGCAAUACUAGCGCGACCGGUCCUUUUCAUGUUCAACAUCCUACUCCUCUUCAACUUGUAUGGUCCCAUCGCCUGCAUCGGCCUCUCGUCGUGGCGUCUCAGGCAACGUGAUUACCAUGUCAACGCCGGCGUAAAAGAUAAUGGAGAAUUGAACCUUAUGCGGGGGCUGGACUUCUUCUAUACCCUGGUUCUUUGCCACGGUGUGCUCUACUCCUUCUUGCUACUACUCCUCGCGUCCCAGAGUGACCUCGUCGUUAGCUUCUCCCAGCACUGCAAGUUCCUAAAAGCGUGGGGCUGGACCAGAAUUGAGGCAUACCUCCUGGACACCCGAGAGAGAGGCGAGCGGGACCCGAGAGUGCUUGCUGCGGAGGGAACGAGCUUUCUCAACUACUUAGUUGGGCUGCUGGAGUCUGAGUCCCUGGAAGACUACCUCACCGGAGCAAGGCUGCUGUACGUACUCAUCGACGACGGCGAAGAUGCGAGUAGCAUCAUUCUUCGCUCCAGAUCCAAGGUACAAAAGCUGCUCGAUAUGCUGGGCCAACCAUCAGCCGGCGGCGAGAAGGUAGCGGAGAUCAGGUUGGUCUCCGCGAGGAUCGUUGCGGAUCUCGCCGCCGGAGGCAUGCAGCUGUCUCAGUUCCCUGGAGCGAUCCGGUGCGUGUUAUCCUUGGUCGAGACCUCCACCACCGGCCAGCAGCAGCUAGUACUGUGGAACAAGAACAACAAAAAUCAGCAGCCACUGUGGAACAACAGUAAUCUAUCAGUGACUGAAAGAAACCAACUGCAACAACAAUCCCUGGAGUUCCUUAAGCUAUUCUGUCGUCGAAAAACAACGAGCCGGAAGCAAGGAGCAGGUGAUGAUGGAGGGCAGGUGGAGGAGAAAAGUAGCAGCCGACAAAGAUCAGUAGUUGGCUGCAACGAGCUCAUCCUGCAGGGUCUCAGAAUCGUCGAGGGGCUCGCCGGCGACGCAAACAACUGCAGGGAGAUCUGUGCCGCUCCGGACCUCAUCGCCAAGAUCACCGCGCCGCUCUUCUCCGCCACGUUCAUCGAUGGCAUCGGCAAGAGCGCGGCGUGGGCCGACGUAGCCGGUGCCUCGCUCAGGGCGCUGCACCAGCUCAUCCAUGCUGCUCCUGGGAGGGCCGGCAGAAGGCUGCGCCGUGAGAUCGCCUCCAACGCACGGGCGGUGACCAACCUGGAAAGCAUUCUUGAUCUGGAGGCGGUGGAGGGAGGCGCCGCACAGGCACAGCAGCUGCAGAUUCCAGCCAUGGAGAUCCUGACUGAAUUAGUCGUGGAUCCGUCUGUCAACAUCAGCAGGGAAACCAGAGAAAACCUCGUCAGGAAGCAGGUGUCGAUCUUCUUCGGUCUCACCGAGGGAGGGCAAGACGAGGAUGUAGUUGGUCCAGUGCCUACUGCUACCGCCAUCAAGAAGAAGAUGACGGCAAAGAAACCGAGAGCCAUUAAUAAAAAGGAGAAGACCAUCGAAGCUACUGCUGGAGAGACACUUGCAAUCCUGUCCAAGAGUGAACUUAUCUCUAGGUUCAUCGUGAGGGAACAUUAUGACAUUGUUGAUCGUCUCACACUCACUGCAGGGAUGAUUGAUGCAAAGCACACCACUAACAUCAUCAGGUACAGAACAUUAUCAGCUGAGAUCUUGGAGAAUAUCUGCACUCACUGCAAGGAGAAGGAACUCGUCAAUGAAGCUUUGCUCCAAAAGGUCAUCGAAAUAUUGACAAAACCAACCAAAACAGAAGCAUAUGGAGACAAUGAAGAGAUUCGAGAAAAUUCUUCACACGGAGAUGACGUCGAGAAGCAAAGCCGUCCGAAGCAGACUGGGCAAGGGAAAAAGGCUACCAAGGCAUCCGAUCAACAAGCAGACGAGGAUGACAUGAAGGAACUGCAACAAGCGCUGCUAUCUCUGACAUUGGUCAUACAUGAAACUGUUCCUUUGCUCCAAGAGAGUGCUUCCCGGGAUGCAGUCGUGGACAAGCUCAAGGCUAUCGUAGACGACAACUGUCAGGAGAUGACGCCUGUGUCUCUGAGGAUCGUCAAGCUCUGCUGCCAGAUUGUUACCAGCCGCAACCGCUGCACCACCCGUGAGCAGAAAAAAGAAUUCCUAGAGUCACUGUCCAAGGCUUCCAAAGCCAUGGCUAACCUUGAAAGCUGCAUGCUUUUUGCUGGCACCGAUUGUGGAAUGGACAAGAUCGCGUGGCCUCUCCUCUCUGAUCUCGAAGGAGAACUGAACAAGUUGGUUGCCAACUAGAGCUUCAGUGUGAUGACACGAUCAUUGGGUUUUACUUCUCGCUUUCGUUCUAAGUGCGUUAAUGAAAUAAGAAAAAUGUACUUUAUUUAAGGAACAUAUUGCUAUUUUUAUGCUGCUUUUGUGAGUGCCUGUAAUAAUGAACGUCAGUUCCACAGUGUGAAUAAUGUUGUUUUCGUCAACCUGAGGUGA